Molecule: messenger RNA, 1571 nt
Organism: Vespula vulgaris
Lineage: Eukaryota; Metazoa; Arthropoda; Insecta; Hymenoptera; Vespidae
Exons: 8
Coding region: 119-1498 (459 amino acids)
Source: RefSeq, a predicted model, not a curated record
GGCUUAUAGUGUUUUUAUCUGCAAUAAUAAUUAAUUUAUGUUUUGCACGUGUAACAGCUACGGUUAAACGUCGUUGGUCUUCUAAUAUCCCAGUAUCCUGUGUGAACAAAUUAUUAAAAUGGAAAUAAAAAAGAGAAAAGAAAUUUUGAUAUUUAAAAUGUCAGAAGAAUUAGAAACAGACGGGACAUUAAAAUGUCACGAAUUUGGGCCACCGAAGUCGUUACAAAAAAUGGAGAACGCAGACAUCUUGUGGAAGAUGAUAACAAAACGAUUUCCGAAUGCUGCACCACUUCUUUGCGAGAUGGAAGCUGUUAUUGAUCGUGCGGAUGAUCUUCUGAGACAGCUCAGAAGACCUUACAAUAGACCAGUUGAAGCAUCGAAUUUAAACAAUUUCGAGGACUCCGGUGAAUCCGAUGAAAUUAUUUCAUUGAUUUGCGAUGAAUCUUUUCCAGAAGAUGCUGAUGUUUUUGAAGACGUAGCCAUCAUGACGAACACAGCUGAAACACAAAUUUCGGAAAGCAGUAUCUCCACCGUCGAUACAGAUUUUGAUUCUAUUUACUCUAAUCAGCCAUCUUCUUUGAUCGCCGACAAAUCAAAUAACUCGAAAGACGAUUUAAAAGAACAUGGAAAGGAAAACAAUAAGAACGUUGUCGUAUCACGUAAUAAAAAUGGAGAGAAUGUACAAGAACAAAUAUUGUAUGCGAAAGACAAUGUCGUGACGAAAGUUUUCGAAAAAGUACAAGAAAAUGAAAAGAAACAUUCUUCGGGUGAUUGGAAUGAGAAUAUAAACGUAGAAAAUUGUUCUUCUUCUUUUAACGAUUCAGAAGAGAUGGAAAUGUACAAGAACGUUGAAAAAACUAGCAUGAACGAGAGACAGUUUUCGGGCGAUGAAAAAAUUAAUAAUAAAACACCAUGGGAUAUUCUCGAAGAGUAUGCCAAUCAAUGUGACAUAAAUAUUGAUUGUCACUGUGAGAAAAAUAAAUGCAAUCGUUUUGUUAUCAGCGGGAAAUUAUCAGAAUUUUCUGGUAUUUUUAAUUUUUAUUAUAUCUAUCCAUUUAUUAUACCUCUUCUCAGAAAAUUUUGUGCUUUGUGUACAACAAUUAUUUUUUCAGCAACCGGCUGUGGAGAUACAGAAGAACUGGCUAAAAAUAGUAUAGCAAAAAAAAUAUUGCAAAAUAUAGCUGAUCAUCAGAUGAAUGACAAAGAGAUGAAACAAUUGUUGGAAUUAUCUCGAGAACAGAUAUUAGAGAUAAUUAGUUUUGGAAAUGACGAUACAAUUGAGACGCCUUUACGAAAAGUUUACAUGCUUUGUAUAAAAAAGGGAGGACCUCCACCAAGAUACACAACCGAAAUGGAAUACAGGCAUGAAGGUGUGAAGUGUAUAGCUACAUGCAUGGCUUUGAAUCAUGUGGUUGAAGGACAUGGAGUGAGUCGUCAUAAUGCGAAAAAGUCUGCUGCUGAACAAUUCUAUCAAAAAUAUUUCAAUAACGAGAUAUAAGAAACAUAUUUAAAAUUGACAAAUGAAAAAAUUUCGAUAACAAUCAAAAAAAAAAGAAAGAAAAAAAAAAGAA